UAUUAAUUAACGAAGGAUAUGAGAAUGAGGAGAGACGGAAGUAAUCUGACGCUUUUAGCCUCCAUUGUCGAUUCGCCGGCGGAUUCUCAUUUCCGUGGCCGAGUUUCGCUGCCGGCCGCCGCUGUCCCUCGUUCUCACUGCUUCGAACUGGUUUCGAUUAUGAAGGUGUGGAUAUUCGUAUUGUUGGUGUGGUAGCACGCGAGCUGUAACGUUUCUUACCCUAAUUCCGACAUGCAUCGCGACGAGGAGAAGAAGAGGAGGAAGAAUAGCGACGAACAGAGACGGUUCGAGUUCUGUGAGGUUUGCCGAUUGAACCAAAACCAAGGUCGACGGCACAAAUUUUUUCCGAGUCACAAAAGUUCGCUUUCGAAGUUCCUCGCGCAUUUCCAAUCGAAGCUCUCCGAUGUCAAAUUCUUCCUGAAAACGCCGAUGCCUCUAAGGCCUGAGCACGCUCACCAAAACCGCCUGUGGUGCGUGUUCUGCAAUUGUGACAUUGAGGAGCGUGAUAGCGCCUUCGCUUGUGGCAAUGCGAUCAACCAUUUGGCAAGCGGCGAACAUUGGAAGAAACUGAAGGAGUUCAUGUGGAAACAUGGAGGUGGAACCGAUCAAAUCGAUUUGUUUCGGAUAACUGAGGCGGAUUUCGCCAAGUGGGAGAGAAAGUGCAGCUUGUUGAAGAAAGAAACUGCCAAAGGGGUAUCCAUUGGACCUGUCGUUGGACCGUCAAAAAAUAUCCACAAAGAACCGAAUGAUGAAAAUGUUGAUAGUUUUCGUAAUAGUAGUGUUGAAUCUUUUAAUUCGCACAUUGCAAAUGAUGUUGUGCCUUUACAUAGCUAUACGAAUGAGGGAAUUCAGGUAUCCACAUCUUCUGUAUCUAUGGCUGGCCCAUCUUUACGCGACAUGUCUGCAGCAAUACAAGUGGGAAAUCUACGGGGCUUUAAUUCACCAGGUGUUCUUGCUACCAACGGUUCAUCAUAUGAUUAUCCUAAUAAUGGAUCUGCCCUCUUAGGCGAAAGAAGCAGUAAUGGACAAAGCAUAUCUCCAGGUUUGGUGCAUUUGACGCAAAUUUCAAAUCGAAAUCCAACUGAAGGAAACGUUCACACCGGAGCUCCCCCUCCUUGGUUCGAUGCAACAAAUGGAAAUCAGCUUGAUCUUGCAGGGAAUCAAGAACCCGGAAACCUAGUCUCUUCUAAAGCGAGGAAGGCUUCGAAUUUAAACAUGAAACGAGUUGGGGCUGCUUGGGCGGAGAAAAGAAGACGAGAGAUGGAGUUGGAAAAGAAAGGUGAACUUGUCGGCAACAAUUUUGACGCCAACUGGCUCCCUAAUUUCGGUAGAGUAUGGCAAACUGGCACGAGAAAAGAAUCUAGGAAAGAAUUCCGGAUGGAGAAUAAAGCUUCUCUACAAGCAGAUAAUCAGUCUGAGACUCCCGUCCGAUUACAGCCCUACGUCAGCAAGCGAAUGCGCGGUGAUACAACCAAUCUGUUACCUGAUAAUUCAUCGUUGAAGGAUGCAAUCGACGAAUAAGCUAGCGUACCCACGGUGACCUUCUCAUCCCUUCUUUAUAGUUCUGCAUUUUAUGGCCUAUAUAUGUGUGCUUUUGGUUGUUCGAUCCAUCAAAUUUGUAGCUCACUCUUGGGUUAUGUCGGCUUUGACUUCGUGCAGUUUGUUAUAGAUCUACAUCUUGGCUUUA
This is a messenger RNA of Andrographis paniculata, 1687 nucleotides long. Its product is annotated as TITAN-like protein. Lineage: Eukaryota; Viridiplantae; Streptophyta; Magnoliopsida; Lamiales; Acanthaceae. The record is from RefSeq and is a predicted model, not a curated record. The transcript is spliced from 7 exons. The coding region runs from base 232 to 1521 and encodes 429 amino acids.